AUGAGCGAGGCGAGUGCGUCGCCCGCCGCGGACGACCAAGCGGGUGUUAGUCAGGGCCACGGCGACGACAACCAGGAUCGCCUACCGAAACAGCAACAGCAGCAGCAGCUUCACCGACGUGAUGCGUCAUUCCUUGUGUACGACAACCAAGCACUGCAGCAGCACAUGCGGAGCCGAACAGGAGGGGCGUUGAACGUGAGCCCACCAAGCCCCGGAGACGUCGGUCUUGAGCCGUCUGUGCGGUCCCGCCGGUCCCUCUGCAGCACCCCAACGUAUCCCGCGACGACGCGCACCUUGGCAAGCCUGCAGGGGUCGCACUGCGGCGUUAGUGGUAGAGGCAGUGGUCACACCCGCGGAACGUUUGGCGCGGCGGACGGCGGCAACAGGAAUCGCAGAGGAGGCUCGCUCGUCUCCGCAGCAUCGGAACUCGCCACGCAUGCGCGGUACGGAAGCAUCAGUCUCGUCUUGCCGACCUCACCGUUCACGGCGAAGAGCACCACGCAGAGGUCGCCGGCCGAAACGACGCGGUAUGGCAACGCAAGUAUUUCCGCCACCGUGGGUUGUAACGAGCACCUCCCAGCCGAAGCGGCGCAGUGCACACCCGUGCACGUCAACGCUAGCCCCACCGCCACCGCCCCCACAUCGUCAAUCACCACCGGGGCCGGGAUUGAUAGAAGCAGGCAGCGCGUCUGUCGAAAACAGCGGAGCAACCCGGUGGGGUUGACGGCAAGUGCGCAGGUCUGGCACUGGGGUGCGGCGCCAGCGGCUGCGGUGGUCUUCCAGCAACACCAGCAGAAGGGUCGCGGCCGUCAGCGCCGCGCCCUCGCCGCGCCGGCCGAGGGUGCGCUCGACCGCCGGCGUGGCGGCAACGCGCCGGCGCCGCACUUCUCCAAUGUCCCGACGACGGCGGCAAUGGGCGCGGCGGUGGCGGCCCGGGCCCAUAAAUCAUCGUCGAACCCGAGCAUGUCCGUGAGCAGUGCAACGACGACGGUGCCGCUGCGGCGCGCUGCGCCGACCUUUUCCAUCUCUGGCCGCGCGGCCGUCUUUCCCUCCCCACACGCGACGCCGAUGUCCAGUGGUGGGGGCAGCUUGCGUGGCGCUGAGUCCUCGGCGGCGGUGGAGUCCUCACCGACGCAGCUCCUGAGUGACAGAGGCACGCUCACCACUAAUACUCCGACGACGGAGCGGAAGCGAGCUCUCUCGCAUACCGAGGCAGCUCCCAUGUCGCUCACGAGCAAGGUGUCUGGCGAGGACGCGCAGGCACCGUCCGAGGCGACCACGGCAGAGCCACCGUUCUUCACUUGCGCGCCUGCACCAUCAGAAUCCGUGUCGACGGGUGCCGCGGCCCCUGCCACCUCUUACAACGCGGCACACCAAGGUGGUGUGCCGCACACUUUCGCCACGCUGGGUCCUACGGGCACGGCCCGCUUCGGGCCAGCGACCGGUGGCACUCCCGCUGAUGGCGCAGAGGCGGGAGUGGACAUCGUGGCGGCCGACGCAGCAGGCCAGCAGCACUUGGUGGCGACAGACCAGCCAAAGCACGGUGACAACAGUCGUGGCGAUCUUCCACGCGUCAUGAGCUUUGCAUUGCGGGAGGAAAGCACCAUAUACACCCUCGUCGACUCGCAUCAGACGUCCGAACACCCAUGCGCGUUCCCGACCUCUGCCACCCACGAGGACAUGGUGGAGGCCGCCGGAUCCGCAGCAGCAGCAGACACGGCCAGGGCCUUCACCAGCACGGGGGUGCACACGACCCUCUAUCGGCAGGGUGUUGACAGUGCACACAUACAGAAAGCACCGCAGUCCCGUGCGGCGGGCGACGCCGCCGCCAGCGGUCUUCCACUCCGCAGCGAUGCAGCGGGUGCCCAUGUGCUUGGUGACCGUCGCGGUCGUGUUGGCCGAGGCGGCGCCACCGGUGGUGCGCCUGCUUCCAGCUCACUGGAGGACGAAGCUCUCUUGCGGCACGGCCUGGAAAGUGGCGGUAGCGCCGGCAUCGGGACGGUGAACCGUGCGGCAGUACUGAGGCACUCGCUCACUGCGCCGUCGUACGUGACCGGCAUGAGUUCGGUGACGGCGUCGGGCGGGCUGCUUGGCAGCGGCACGGCCGCGUCUCUGCUGUGGCCGGAACAGCAGCAGCAGGCGAACAAUCCUGGUAUGCUGAGCGUUAGCGCCGCUCUGGGUCAGCGCACCACCAGCGUCGCCAGCAACUCUUUCUGGAGCUCAAGCGGCGCCAACAUGAACGCCACCAUCACCAACAGCAUCGCAGACGGGGUGUCAUCUAUCAACUUUGGUGGAGGGGGCCUGGGCAACUCCUUUGCCACGGUAGCCGGCGCCUCCGCGCUGCGUGACCCCCUCGCCGCGUCCGUCGUCAUGCAGCAGAACAGGUCCGCGCUCAUCGCUGAGCUCCAGCGGCGGCGGCAUCGGCUGCACAAGCAGCUAGAACUGUUGCAGAAGGAGGCGACGGCGCGCAACAUUUUCGCCCUCGUCCACGCCAGCAACGCCUCGCAACUGCAGUACCUCCUGCAGGAAGGGCUGAGCAAUGUGAACGACCGCGACUACAACGGCUGCACCCCGCUGCACGUGGCGGCCGGAGAGGGCAAUCAAGCCAUUGUGCGCGUGCUCCUCUCCUUCGGUGCCGAUGUCAUGGCUGUCGACAACAAUGGCCGCACACCACUCGACUGUGCCGCGGCGAACCGGCACAGCGGCGUCGCCCGCUAUCUGCUCACUGUAAUCCGCAGCAAGCACCUCAUCCAGGACGGCGGUGAUAGUGCUGUCACCAGCAGCGGAGGUGGUGAUGGCUCACCUGCGACCAUACCCAGCGCAAAAUGGGCCACAGAUGACGGCUCUGCUGACAUAAGCACGUACCCAAGCAUGUCCACCUCACCCGUCGCCCACUCCUCGGCGAAACGGCGCAACUUGGACGGUACCGGAGGCGUCCUACCUUUCGGCAACGCGCCCCCAGGCGCCUUCACGCUGUGCGUCGGCACCUCUACCCAGAUGGACACCUCCGCGCCGUACCAAUCCGCAUCGUCGGGGUCGUCGCUCAUGCACUCGCCGGGGCUGCCGCCACCUCACGCCCGGCAACCGCAGCAGCGGCGCCACCCAGUCUCGUCGUCCUCGGUGGCCUCCACACCGUCGCCGCCCAGGCCCUCAAACCUGAACCGGUAUCCUGCCAAGGCCACCGCCUCCGUCACCACUGUGGACACCGAGAGCUGGAGCGACAGCGAUGUGCCGCCGCACGCGGUGGGGUGGGGCAUCCACUCCGCCCCUUCAGAAGCGGCCGCAGCCCGCUCGGCGCCGAACCAAGCAUCCGCGGCUGCCGACACGGCGGCCGCCAGCGACGCGCCUCCCGCUGCGACACCAAAGCCGCCGGCUAUUCUGGCCAUGUAUGACAUCAACGGCCCUGCUUCGCGAUCUCUGCCGCAGCGCCUCGCAUCACAGCACGGAGCAACGGCGCUGGCGAAGUCAGUGGGUCCCAGCAGCACCCUGACGAGACAUGAGAGCGUGUCUUCCCUGUCGACUCCGCGGUGGCCGUACAACAGCAUCCCUCACGGCAGCUCCCCGCAGAGGCCUGUGUUCCUGUCGUCGCUAGACUCGACAGCGGCCGCGCACUCUCGCGGCCUCAUCGCGGCGGAGUCGAACGUCGGCGCCGCCACAACGACGCCCUCCUCGCCGCCCUUCAGCAGCCGCAGUCACGAGAGCAUGGCGCCGCCGCCCAUCACGCUCAGCAUAAACGCCCCCGCCACCAGCUUUGGUAGCGGCACCGCCAGUUUUGGCGGGCAUCUCCUCGAGCGGCACGUCAUGUCGGCGCCGACGUACCCGGCGGAUGGGAUGGAAGAGUGCGGCAGCGACGACACGGGCCACGCGGCGAUGCGCCAACCGUCAUCACGCACGCACUCCAGCGCGUCCCUCAUCACGACUGUCACCGCCACCACCGCGGGUGCGGUGGCUGGCUGGCACGACAGUGACGAGCCGCUCGCGGACACCAAUCCCGAGGGCAUCUUCGAUGCCAUCCUUGGCCGGCGCAGCUACUACACCAUGCAUCGCCGUCGCAUGCAGAGCGAGAGCAGCAGCAGCCCCCACGGCGCCUUCGCGUCCGCGUCGUCGGACUGGUUGCGGAGUGGCAGUCCACCCACGCUCUCCGCGGGGGAAGACAAGCAGCAGCGCAGCCGCAACGACUACAACAGCGAGACAGGAAGCUUUCCUGGCGAGGUGCCCAGCACACACUGUUCUCCGCCAGCGGCAACCACGGCAGCUGCCGCCCCAGCAACUUCGGCAGCAGCGUCCGGCGGUGGUGCGCAGCAGCGGCAGAUGCUCCUGCGUCCGCCGCGGCGUCCAGGCAGCCGCUCCCCGGCGACCGAGCGGGGAGGCGCCACAACGACUGUGGAUGCGGCCGCCUGCCCCAUGCGCAUCCUACGUCCUUUGCAACUUCUUAGCGUUGACUCGCACGAGGAGUUGAGCGGCUAUCAGGGCCGCGCCGCCACAUCGAUGGUCUCCUCGACGACUGCGGCGACGGCCCCCUCUGGUGGCGGCUCGCCGCGUGGCACGGGCGCGGCCAGCAGCAGCCUUUGCGACAUGGGCCAGCAGUCGCUCGAAGAGCACCACCACCACUACCGCCUGACCGCGUUCGGCUUGCUGGACAACCAGCAGCAGCGGAGAGGCAAGUACUCCUGUGACAGGCACUCGACGCCGCCGCCGCCGCCGCUGCUUCAAGCGCCGUGUGCCGCGUCCGAGCCGGCCAAGAUAGAGGCCGCUGUGAAUCAGCCUGCCUCACCAAGUAGCAGCAACACCAUCACGAAGAACGGGAACAGCGAUGUAACGCCAUUCUUCUCCAUCCCUGCCGCAGCGACGGACCCCGCCGUAGCGGCGCCGUCUUCGUCGAGCAACACCACUGCCGAUCUUGUCGAGACCACGAGCGCCAUGUUAGCCACAACAGCGGCGGCACCGGCUGCGGCGCCGACGGCCGAUAGCCACACAGCCGAGGAGCAACCCUUCCUGCAGGAGAUGCAGCACGAGUCGGUGGAUCUGGCCACGCUGCACCACUCGAGCUACACCACGAUCAGCGACACGGUCUCGGUCAUUGUGUGCAUGGUGGGGCUGCCAGGGCGUGGCAAGAGUUUCAUCAGCAAGCGGCUCGUGCGCUACAUGAACUGGAAAGGUGUGCCGUGCAAGGUGUUCAACGCCGGCAACUACCGGCGACAGCUGCUCGGGGUCGAGGCCACCGCUGGCGCGGACUUCUUCAACCCAGACAACCCGCAAGGCGCGCAGCUGCGGGAGCGCAUGGCGGAGCUGGCCUGCGAGGAUCUUGUCAACUUCAUCGCCUCCCACUCGCUCGCCGUCGGUAUCCUCGACGCAACGAACACCACGCGCAAGCGAAGGACAUGGCUCUCAGACUACUUCCAGCACGAGGCACAGCGGCACGCGGUGCCGUACCGGCUUCUCUUCAUCGAAUCCGUGUGUACCGACGACGCCAUCGUCACGGAGAACAUCUUGCGCAGCAAGUGUGGCAACGACGACUUCCGGAACCUCAAGGACGUCAGCGCCGUCAUGUCCGAGUUCCGCAACCGCAUCUCGCAGUACGAGAAGGUUUAUGAAACACUGGAUCCGGAGGAGCGGAUGCCCUACAUCAAAAUCGUCAACGUGAAGCACCACGUCAUCCUGCACCGCGUGCCGAACGGACUGGGGAGUCGCAUUGCCUUCUUCCUCCUCAACCUUCACCCCAUCGCCUUCCCCAUUUACGUGGCACUGCCCGGCGAGACCGUCGGUGACAGCAAGCACGUCUACGGCGGCGACGAGCGGCUGACAGCCCAAGGCGAGGCCUACGCGCUGGCGCUGAAGCACUUCACCCAAGAUCGCUACGUUCCGCACAUGGUGGUGCUGCACGCCACCAACUACUGCGUGCUGAGCACGCUGGCACCGCUGAUGGAGAGCGCCACGCAGGAGGAAGACGCCUCUGUGCUGCAGGUGUCCAGCAGCGCGUCGGCGGGGCAGCAAUGGGCAGCAAAGGCGGCGGCGAAAUCGACCGUCGCGUCAGCCGAUGCGGUCGCGACUAGCGGCAGUGGACCGUCAACGCCGAACGCAUCGAGCGAGGCGGCGCAGCUGCCAGCCUUGGUGCACAAGCUGCAGCCGUACCCUCCGUCGACGCCCACCGAAGAGCUGCGCGCUAUGGCAGGCGGCGACCUCAGCGUGGUACCACCCCCACACAGCGCGGCGCAUGGCCGGCCUGGCGACGGGCUGAGUGCGAAGCCGCUGAGCCUGUCUGCAAUCCCUGGCACUGCAGAAACAGUGGCGAAGGACGAGAGCCGCAUCGAGGAGCCGCAGGAUUCGCAGCAGCACGACGGUGGCGUCGCGGCGGAGCAGCCCACGCACGAGGACGACAGUGAGCAGGCAGAUGCAGAGGAGGAGGACGUGGGCGAUGAGGUCCUCUGCGCGGUGCCGGGGCUCGAUAACAUUAACUUUGGGCGCUUCAGCGGGCACACGGCCGCAUGGGUAAAAGAAAAGUACCCUCGCCUGUCUGCGCUCCUGUACGACGUGGACGACGAAGACGUGGUCGGCGACGCGAAGGCCGGAGAAGCAGCAGCGCAGCAGCACCAGACACGCAAGGGCAGCGGCGAGGCGGAUGCGACUGCAUCGUCGGCGCCCGCCGGGAGUGCCACGGCCACCAGCAGCGCCGGGCAACACCACGUCGACCCGAGAUGUGGGACCUACACAACUGCGGAGUGGCUCUCGGCCCCCCUGCCGCCCCGGGUGCACUAUGCCACGCAUGAGGAGGCUGUCUCGCACCUGCAGCGCGCCCUGAGCGGUGCUGACCCGCGCCUGUCCUACUGCACCCAGCUACCGAAUGGUGAGAGCUACCGGCAGGUCAACGUCCGCCUGGAGCCGGCGCUGAUGGCCGUCAUGCGCACACAGUCCCCCGUGUUCGUCGUCGCACCGGCCGUGCCAGCGCAGGGCAUCCUGUCCUUCUUCAUGGACGUCAUCCCUGAGCUGUCGCCGACCAUCCGUAUCCCAAAAGGGUGCGUGAUCGAGAUCGGCGUCAAGGACGGCAUCACCGUGCACCCGCUGCUGCCAAACGCGCUGCCGGAGAGAAUGACACGCUCCCCGCUGACGGUGCUGCCGGAGAUCCAGGACGCCAUUCGCGAGGUGGCCGCUGCCAGUUCCAUGGAGAUGUGCGCAGCGAGAACGUGUGCGGAGGUGAGCGCCUCGACACAGGCUGGCGGUUGCACUCCUGCGGAUGCUGCUGCUGCUGCUGCGCUCCUCAGUGCGGUCGCUGCCGGUGGCGAAGCAGGGGGGAGCGUGAAGGGUACUACAUGCCCGGUGAGCGCGAGUGUCUCUUGA
Leishmania mexicana MHOM/GT/2001/U1103 is the source of this 7335-nucleotide messenger RNA. RefSeq lists its product as uncharacterized. Gene Ontology annotation, cellular component: cytosol. Bases 1 to 7335 code for a protein of 2444 amino acids. The transcript has a single exon. Gene Ontology annotation, biological process: fructose metabolic process; fructose 2,6-bisphosphate metabolic process. Gene Ontology annotation, molecular function: ATP binding; 6-phosphofructo-2-kinase activity; protein binding. Lineage: Eukaryota; Euglenozoa; Kinetoplastea; Trypanosomatida; Trypanosomatidae. The record is from RefSeq and is a predicted model, not a curated record.